AUAUAAAGCAUCGUUUCUUUCUUUAUUUUGCACAUGUUAUUUCGCUACGAACUGAUAGAGUGACCACUUACAUUAUGUAUAAACGAAGAAUAUCUUUAAAUCUUAUUAAAAGUUUCUUUUGUUUCAUUUUUAUUGUUUCUACUUUUGCUGAUAAAGAAUGCGAUGAAAUAAAAUGUCCUGGACCAUUAAGAUUUUAUGCAGAUUUAAAAUGUAAACCGAUUUAUAAAAAUCCUGAAGACUGUUGCGCUGUUAAAUAUGAUUGUUCUCAUCUCAAAGGAAGAUCAAAGACUAAAUGUUAUGUAAAUGAUAAUGUUUAUGAAAUUGGUGAAUCACUUAAAGAAGAAGAUGCAUUGCCUUGUGAUAUAAAUUGUGUUUGCAGCGAUAGAUUACGAGGAAUAGCUUCAUUUGAAUGCGCCAUUGUUGAUUGUUUUCAUGAAAGACCUAAACCUGGAUGUUAUUUAGAACAUUCUGGAAAAAGAUGUUGUUCAGGUCCCGAAAUUUGUCCUACAAAUCCAGUAACCUGUCUUGUUGAUGGUAAAACGUUAAAGGAAGGUGAUUAUUUUAAACCAAAAGAUAAACCGAAUACAAGUUGCUAUUGCAAACCCGGAUAUAAAGGAGAAAAUGUUGAGCCAUUCUGUCACACUCCCAAGGGUAGUUUGUGUGGAACGGAAAUGAGACAUAGUUACGAAAUUCAUGAAAAAUGCGUUCCUGUCUAUUACUAUACACAAUCGCCUCAAACAUCGUGUAGUGUUUCUUACAGAUGUCAAAACAAGAACGAUACUUUAAUUUCUCAUCCUGAAACACGAAAUCAACCAGAUAGUGACGAAACAAACACUUGCAAAUUUGGAAAUAUUGUCAUGCAGAUCGGUGAUGAACUUAAUCAAGCAACGGAUUAUAGUUCCGUUUGUGUAAAAUGCAAAUGUGAAGUUCCACCAAUUCCUACUUGUCAACGACUUUCUGAUGAUGAAUGUGACGUGACUAUUCAUCCAAAAUUUGAAUCUUAAUUAUUGAUAAUUAUAACAAUAUUAUUAUAUCAAAUUAUAUAAAAAUUUUAGAUAAAUAGCCAAUUCUAUCGCUAUGUUUCACAACAGUGAAAUUGCUGUUUUAUAUAUAUAAAAGAACUAAUUUUAAGAAUUGAAUUUAUAGUAACUAAAAAUAAAUAUUAUUUUUCAAAUUGA
Messenger RNA from Leptopilina boulardi, 1178 nucleotides. Its product is annotated as kielin/chordin-like protein. The transcript has 7 exons. Bases 75 to 1004 code for a protein of 309 amino acids. The record is from RefSeq and is a predicted model, not a curated record. Lineage: Eukaryota; Metazoa; Arthropoda; Insecta; Hymenoptera; Figitidae.